AUGAAAUUGAACCCUAGCAAGUGCACUUUUGCGUUGGGAUCCGGAAAAUUCUUGGGAUAUCUCGUUAGCGAAAGAGGAAUCGAAGCUAAUCCGGAAAAGAUUAAGGCAAUCAUCGACAUGCAGGCGCCAAGGACGGCAAAGGAAAUACAACGGUUGACGGGUAGUUUGGCAGCACUUCGACGAUUCAUACCCCGCCUGGCCGAUAGGUGUUUGCCUUUUUUCGCAACCUUGAAGGGAGCAUCCACUUCACGAAAAAUUGAGUGGACGGAAGAGUGUCAGCAGGCUUUUGAAGACCUGAAAGCUUAUCUGGUUGCACCCCCGCUAUUGGCUACUGCAGGACCCGCUGAGACACUAUCACUAUACCUCUCAGCUUCGGAGCGGGCAGUCGGUGCAGUACUCAUCAAGGAAGGAAGCGCAGGACAACAGCCCGUAUACUACGUAAGCCAAGUCCUUAAAGAUUACGAGAUACGCUAUCCUCCCGUGCAAAAGGUGGUUUACGCAUUGAUCACGGCAAGCAGGAAGCUGCGACACUACUUUCAAGGCAGAGAUAUAAAGGUUAUAACUGAUCAACCGUUGAAGAAGAUAUUAAACAAGGCAGACAUGUCGGGUAGGCUGAUCAACUGGGCGGUGGAGCUCAGUCAGUUCAACAUCAUCUACACACCCCGGAAAGCUAUUAAGGGCCAAGCCCUAGCGGAUUUCGUGACGGAAUGCACAUUCGCAGAGCUGGACACUCAUCCCGAAACAAAGCACACACUCAGUGAUGACAAUGAGACUCAAAAGUCUUGGAAACUUUUCGUCGACGGAUCAUCUACCAAAGAUCGCUGUGGAGCGGGCGUCGUCCUCAUUAGCCCCGACGGCUUCCAAAUCCUGCAGGCAAUAAGGUUCAACUUUCACGCCACGAAUAACCAGGCGGAGUAUGAGGCACUUAUAGCGGGACUAAGACUGGCCAAACAUCUGCAGGCCCGCAAUAUUGCAGUUUUCAGCGACUCACAGGUGGUCGUCCGUCAGUCCACGGGAGAAUAUGCGACCAACGAUCUGGUUUUGGCGAAAUACCAAGCCGUCGCCCGCAGUCUACUUGAAGGCUUUCGCAGGCAUGAAUUACGCCAAGUUGACCGCACAGAUAACACGAUGGCGGACCUCUUAUCUCGACUGGCUGAAUCUGAAAAGGAGGCUUUAGAGUCAUCAGUAUACUUUGAAAUUCUACACGCACCAACCACAGAGGGUAGUCAGAUACUUGAAAUUCACCAAGACGACGCCACGUGGAUGACACCCGUCAUCAAUUUCCUAAAAGACAACCAGCUGCCCGCGGACAAAGACAUCGCGGACAAGGUACGACGGCAGGCCGCCAAAUACUUCAUUGAAAAUGACUGCCUAUACAAAAAAAGUUUUGAUGCUCCCAUCCUAAAAUGUAUCGACGCGGAAGAAGCGAAUUAUUGUAUGCGUGAGGUUCACGAGGGCAUUUGUGGGGAUCACAUGGCAGCAAAGGCGUUGACCCAUAAAAUCAUCAGGCAAGGAUUCUUUUGGCCUACCAUGUCAACGGAUUGCAAAGACUUCGUGAAGCGAUGUGACAGCUGCCAGAAGUUCGCCAAUAUGCCACGACAAUCACCGACACUCCCAGCGUCAAUCUUAUCUCCCAUACCUUUCGCUAUGUGGGGGAUCGAUAUCAUGGGACCGUUUCCCAAGGCAAGAAACGAACUUCAAUAUGUGAUGGUGGCAAUCGAUUACAUGACGAAGUGGGCAGAGGCCAAAGCACUCCGGCAUAUCACGCAGGAGGACGCCAUCAAAUUUGUCCAGGAGCACGUAGUCAGCAGGUUCGGUAUACCCGUAGUCCUUGUGUCAGACAACGGGACCCAGUUCGUCGGGAGAAAAUUCACCAAGUACCUAUCCGACUUAGGCAUCAAGCAUAAAAGGGCGUCCGUAUGCCACCCGCAGAGCAACGGGCAAGUGGAGGUGACCAAUAGGAUCAUCGUCCGGGGGCUAGAAAAACGUCUGCAUGGUCUAAAGAAGAAAUGGCCUGAAGAGUUGUCAAGUGUCCUGUGGUCAUACAGGACCACUGCGCGAACGAGUACACAAGAAACUCCUUACAAGUUGUCAUUCGGGACAGAAGCCCUGCUACCCGUAGAAAUUGGGUCCCCAUCACAUCGUCUAAUCCACUACGAUGAGACAGAUAAUGAUUGCGGUUUGAAAACCAACCUGGUCUUGCUUGAAGAAACACGCGAGAGGGCGGUGGAAAAUAUGGCCCGAUACAAGGAAAAAACGAAGGAAUAUUUUGCAAAGAAGACAAGGGUCAGGACAUUCACGACGGGGGACAUGGUGCUACGCGCCACAGAAGCGUCUGACCCGCGGCACACUGGGAAAUUGAUGCCGAAGUGGGAAGGACCAUACAAAAUUCGCGAGGUCCUUCGCCCUGGCUCCUAUAAACUCCAGCGCAUGGACGGAACGGAAGUGAACAACACGUGGCAUGGAGAAAAGCUAAGGAAGUUCUACGCAUGA
Molecule: messenger RNA, 2493 nt
Organism: Daucus carota subsp. sativus
Lineage: Eukaryota; Viridiplantae; Streptophyta; Magnoliopsida; Apiales; Apiaceae
Exons: 1
Coding region: 1-2493 (830 amino acids)
Biological process (GO): DNA integration
Molecular function (GO): nucleic acid binding; RNA-DNA hybrid ribonuclease activity
Source: RefSeq, a predicted model, not a curated record